Messenger RNA from Candida albicans SC5314, 282 nucleotides. Its product is annotated as proteasome regulatory particle lid subunit. Lineage: Eukaryota; Fungi; Ascomycota; Pichiomycetes; Serinales; Debaryomycetaceae. Bases 1 to 282 code for a protein of 93 amino acids. Gene Ontology annotation, cellular component: proteasome regulatory particle, lid subcomplex; proteasome complex. The transcript has a single exon. Gene Ontology annotation, biological process: double-strand break repair via homologous recombination; proteasome assembly; mRNA export from nucleus. The record is from RefSeq and is a predicted model, not a curated record.
AUGUCAGACGCCACCAAACUAGAUUCUAAACCAUCUACUACAAUCCCUCUGAAACAUACAUCAGGUCUCACUGAAGAAGAAAAAAAUGUUAUCAAGACAUUAGAAGAGGAUGAUGAAUUUGAAGAUUUUCCAGAAGAUGAUUCUAAAUGGUCAAGUAAUAGUACCAAUAAAUUGAGUGAACAAAAUUUAUGGGAAGAAGAUUGGGAUGAUGAUGAUGGUCAAGAUGAAGUGUCUAAUAAAUUAAGAGAAGAAUUGAAGAAAACAAUCAAACCAAUCCAAUAG